AGCCACCAAUCCUCACUUUGUUAAAAUGGCGACCAGUUCUGAACGCACACCUCCGCCUUUUCCUGAAACAGAGGACAUGGAUGUAGACACAGAAAUAGAAGACUUGGAGAGCAACGAAAGCGAAUAUACUCUGGAGGAUGGAAUUGGGCCGGAGACGGACGCCAACAAUGUUCCAGAUGACAUAUUUUCUGGAUCGCCAACUGGCAAUGUCAGUAAUCCUAUAAUGGAUUCGGUAAUCAAGUCAGACACUGAUGCCAUCAACGAACUGGAUGAACAACCUUUUGACACGGCACCAAAGGAAGAACCAAACGAGGCACCUGAUAACAACAGUUUCUGGACACCGCUCGGUACAGAUGUGAGCAAACCAGAAGACGGUGGCAAAAAUCCCCUCAUGGACCCCGGGGAAUCUGACAUGUGUACUCCUGAUCAGUCAUCUGCUGAGGAUUUCCUCUCCGAGUCCGUCGCCAAGCCAUUGGCUGAAUGGGAACUCGAGACAGACAGUGACCCAACUAACGAAUUAACUCGAGAGGCCGAGAACGACCUAAUUGGUGAACCUGUUAGUGACUGCGAAGACAUACCAGUGGUAGAUAUCUCCCAUGAGUCGGUGAGUGUUGUUAGUGAACCUUUGUUCAAGGAACCACUUUCAGAAGUCACAGAACCGCCUGUUUGUGACGACGACGUUUCAGAGUUGUUGAGUGAACCUGUGAGUGUUGUUAGUGAACCUUUGUUCAAGGAACCGCUUUCAGAUGUCACAGAACCGCCUGUUUGUGACGACGACUUUUCAGAGUUGUUGAGUGAACCUGUUAGUGACUGCGAAGACAUACCAGUGGUAGAUGUCAUCUCCCAUGAGUCAGUGAGUGUUGUUAGUGAACCUUUGUUCAAGGAACCACUUUCAGAUGUCACAGAACCGCCUGUUUGUGACGACUUUUCAGAGUUGUUGAGUGAACCUGUGAGUGUUGUUAGUGAACCUUUGUUCAAGGAACCACUUUCAGAUGUCACAGAACCGCCUGUUUGUGACGACGACUUUUCAGAGUUGUUGAGUGAACCUGCUAGUGACUGCAAAGACAUACCAGUGGUAGAUGUCAUCCAUGAGUCAGUGAGUGUUGAUUCCGUAAUCAAGUCAGACACUGAUGCUAUCAACGAACUGGAUGAACAACCUAUUGACACGGCACCAAAGGAAGAACCAAACAAGGCACCUGAUAACAACAGUUUCUGGACGCCGCUCAGUACAGAUGUCACAGAACCGCCUGUUUGUGACGACUUUUCAGAGUUGUUGAGUGAACCUGUGAGUGUUGUUAGUGAACCUUUGUUCAAGGAACCACUUUCAGAUGUCACAGAACCGCCUGUUUGUGACGACGUUUCAGAGUUGUUGAGUGAACCUGUGAGUGUUGUUAGUGAACCUUUGUUCAAGGAACCACUUUCAGAUGUCACAGAACCGCCUGUUUGUGACGACGACUUUUCAGAGUUGUUGAGUGAACCUGCUAGCAAACAACACAAAGCCCUCUUCAGCGACCCUCCCGAUGACAUUUUCAGUGAGAUGCUCAAUUGCAAAGACAAGCAACAGAGCUCUGUCUUCAGCGCCGCCUCAGUAGACAUGUUGUGUCUAGAAGCUGAAAACGCCCCCAUCACUGGACCCCUGAGUGAUGACACGAAACAUCCUCCAUCUGAGUGUGUGAUGAGACCAACAAGUCCAGCUGCAAACCCUGACUCGAGUUCUGACAGUCGUCCCAGAGAUGAGGAGGAGGAGCAAGAUAUAUUUGCAGAGGCCACUGUUGAAUUAUCACUGGACAGUCCGGCAAUUGCGAGAAAGAGAGUGGAACCUUCCAGGCUCUUAACACCGGCUUCUUCCACCUCUGCUUCCUCAAACAUCUCCAAACAACAGCCCAAAAUGUUGGAAGAGCUCGAGGAAGAGGACAAGUUUGAGCUGAACGUGUCGGUGACUAACCCAGAGAAAGUUGGUGAAGGUAUGAAUGCCUAUAUGGCCUACAGGGUAUCCACACAGACUACACUACCCAUGUUUAAGAGGAAGGCCUUUGAAGUGAGAAGGCGCUUCAGUGAUUUCCUCGGGAUGUACGAGAAGCUCUCUGAGAAACUCUCCCAGAAUGGUUAUAUCGUACCCCCACCGCCAGAGAAAAGCUUUCUGGGGAUGACAAAAAUGAAAGUAGGGAAGGAAGACCCCUCAUCUGUGGAGUUUGUUGAGAAGAGGAGAGCCGCUCUGGAGAGGUUUCUCCAAAAGGUUUUGUGUCACCCUACAUUGUUGCAGGACCCAGACGUAAGAGAAUUUCUGGAAAGAGAGGAGUUGCCCAGGGCAGUGAACACCCAGACAUUCAGCGGCGCGGGCUUCCUGAAGAUCAUCAACAGGGCCACCGAGGCUGUCAGCAAAAUGACCAUAAAGAUGAACGAGUCCGAUGUAUGGUUUGAGGAGAAACUUCAGGAGGUGGAGGGGGAGGACCAGCAGCUAAGAAAACUUCAUGCCAUGGUGGAUUCACUUGUCAAUCACAGAAAGGACUUGUCGGCCCAUACGGCGAUGUUUGCCAAGAGUAUCGGGAUGCUGGGCAGCUCCGAGGACAACACAGCUCUGUCCCGUGCGCUCUGUCAGCUGGCCGAGGUGGAGGACAAGAUUGAACAGUUGCACCAGGAGCAGGCUGGGAAUGAUUUCUUCAUCUUCGCAGAGUUGCUAGCUGAUUACAUCCGUCUGCUGGGAGCAGUUAGGGGGUGUUUUGACCAGCGUAUGAAGAUGUGGCAGCGUUGGCAGGAGGCUCAAAACAUGCUUCAGAAGAAACGUGAAGUUGAGGCCAAGCUGCUCUGGGCCAACAAGCCAGAGAAACUGCAGCUAGCUAAGGAUGAAAUUACAGAGUGGGAGGCAAAGGUGACGCAGUAUGAGAGAGACUUUGAAAGGAUUUCAGCAACUGUUCGAAAAGAAGUGAUUCGGUUUGAGAAGGAAAAGGCGAAGGAUUUCAAAAAACAGACGCUAAAAUACCUGCAGGUGUUAGUAAAUUCACAGCAACAGUUGAUUAAAUACUGGGAGGCAUUCUUACCAGAAGCCAAGGCCAUUGCUUAAUAAAGUACACGAGUCAAAGGAGAAGAGGCUCAAAAAGAAGGGAGAUCAACACAAACAAUCAGAAAUUGCAAAUAACUUUUAGCAUUGAAUUUAAUAAUGUAUUUUCAAUACAACUCCAACAUGAAUAUUUUAAAUGACAAAGUUGUGAGAAAGGUAAUUGUACUUUCUAGAAUUUCACUCAGCAUUCAAUUUUGCCUUAUUAAACACAACACAAACAUGAUAUUCCAAGGGCCCCUUAGGCAAGAUUCCAAUUGGACAUCACUCAUUUAUAACUGUUGUACUAACUGUGUACAAUUUAUGAAUGUCAGUACUGAAGCAUGUUUUUAACAUGCUUUAAUUGCCAAAAAAGUGGAGAUUACAUUUUGAUGAUUUGAUGAUGCCAUAAUGUCUUCAGGGUAUUGCGUUUGUCCAUUUCCUGCAAGCUGCACAAAUGCCAUUCUAAUACAUGUGUUGUAUUCCUCAUGGGCUUUUGCUCUGGUCCUAUCUCCUGUGUUUGUCCUUGUUAACACAGACCUUACCUCCCCUGACAAAGAGUGGUUCGUGGGCAACAUUACCUAGCUAUUCUAGUUUGAACUGAGAUCACUCAUGGUGCUUCCUAGCAUCGUUUUAGGUUGCAGAUCAGUCACCUGCCACUGGCACCCUUUCCUUAGGAGAGAUUUUAAAAGGGUCAUCUGACAUCAAUUCCUAAAAUUUUCAUGGGCCAUGCAAAGUGUUAAAAGAGAGAAAACGGUCAGCUGCAAAACAUGCAUUACAAUAUUUCUUAACUAGGAAUAGCAAUUUUUGUUGUAAAUGACAUUAUGAUGUGGUGUUAAACAAUACAAAAUACAAUUUUAGUUUUUCCCAUUUGGCUCCAACUUCUAGGUGUGCCAAGCAUUGGCCUGCGGAUGUAGAAACACUUGAAACCAGAGGGAAGGAACUGGGGAGACAGCCAUGGACCUCUUGUCCAAAGUAUAGACCGCAGAGAGACACAGCCUGUAGCAGAGCUGCCAUGACACUGUCUCAAUACUAUUACUUGCCAAGGUAUAACAUUCACAAUAGUUUACUUUAAUGUUGUUGCUAGGGGAUUGCAUUGAUCAAUAUAUGGAAAUUUGUGCAAUUUUUGUUUGAAAACACAUCGUCAAGGGAAAAUAAUAUGUAAAUACUAAUAUAUCAACUUCAAAUCCAAUGCCACCUACUCAGUGGUCCCAGUGGGCUGCCCGAUGACUUGGGCUCAGUGACCCAGAUGACAUAUUUCAGUUCAAGCUGCCUUCACUUGACUGAUGACAUUUUUUUAUCGCCUCUCAGCAGUCUUACUAUACGAGACCUCAUUGCUCUUCUAGUUCAACUCAUAUGGAAACGUAUUUUAAUCAUUUGAGCAAAGUCUAAUACCGUGCACCCUUAUGGACAUCUUAUAUGUUGUGUUUAUUUAGCCGUAUGCUGAAAAACUAUUCGAUGUUUCUUGGUGAUGGUUUUUUUUUUUUUAAGGUUUUCUGAUGCUGUAAGCUCUUGGAACUAACACUGAGAAUAAAAAAAAUGAGGGUGUUUACAACCAGUCGAAUUUCA
Molecule: messenger RNA, 4603 nt
Organism: Clupea harengus (Atlantic herring)
Lineage: Eukaryota; Metazoa; Chordata; Actinopteri; Clupeiformes; Clupeidae
Gene: snx1a
Product: sorting nexin 1a
Biological process (GO): early endosome to Golgi transport
Cellular component (GO): endosome membrane; endosome
Molecular function (GO): phosphatidylinositol binding
Source: RefSeq, a predicted model, not a curated record